GGGGGUGGGGCCGGGAGUGCAGGCCGGGGCAAGAUGGCGGCGAGCGGCCUGCGGCAGGCUGCGGCCGCGGCUCGCACCUCGGUGAAGCCCAUUUUCAGUCGGGACAUGAACGAGGCCAAGCGGAGGGUGCGCGAGCUCUACCGCGCCUGGUAUCGCGAGGUGCCGACCACUGUGCACCUGUUCCAGCUAGAUAUCACCGUGAAGCAGGGCCGGGAUAAGGUCCGGGAAAUGUUUAUGAAGAACGCCCACGUCACUGACCCCAGGGUGGUGGACCUUCUGGUCAUUAAGGGAAAGAUGGAGCUAGAGGAGACAAUCAAGGUGUGGAAGCAGCGGACGCACGUCAUGCGGUUCUUCCAUGAAACAGAAGCGCCAAGGCCCCGGGAUUUCCUGUCCAAGUUCUAUGUUGGCCAUGACCCGUGAAGUCGCUCAGCGGAAAGGUGCAUGUUGGUUUUGCGAUUUACAGGACAAUAAACUCACCUCGUGGUAGAACGCUGUGGGUGGGCCAGUGG
Messenger RNA from Condylura cristata (star-nosed mole), 509 nucleotides. It is a transcript of the gene NDUFA6, whose product is annotated as NADH dehydrogenase (ubiquinone) 1 alpha subcomplex, 6, 14kDa. Bases 34 to 420 code for a protein of 128 amino acids. The transcript has 3 exons. Gene Ontology annotation, biological process: response to oxidative stress. Lineage: Eukaryota; Metazoa; Chordata; Mammalia; Eulipotyphla; Talpidae. The record is from RefSeq and is a predicted model, not a curated record.